Molecule: messenger RNA, 927 nt
Organism: Thyridium curvatum
Lineage: Eukaryota; Fungi; Ascomycota; Sordariomycetes; Thyridiales; Thyridiaceae
Exons: 2
Coding region: 1-927 (308 amino acids)
Biological process (GO): protein histidyl modification to diphthamide
Molecular function (GO): metal ion binding
Source: RefSeq, a predicted model, not a curated record
AUGGCGGUCCCGGCCACCGCCGCCCCGGAGCCCGGCCAGCCAACCCACUACGAGAUCCUAGACCUGCCGCAGCCCUUCCUCGCCUCCCAGCGCGACCCGGCGCCCCUCGUCCGCCGCGCCUACCGCCGCGCCCUCCUGCGGCACCACCCGGACAAGGCCGCCAUCCUCACCACCACUGCCAGCACCACCAGCACCACCACCAGCACCACCAGCACCACCAGCAGCCUGACGAUAGACCAGAUCUCCGCCGCCUUCGCCGUCCUCUCGGACCCCGCGGCCCGGGCCUCGUACGACCGCGCCCUCAAGCUCGCCCGCCCGCCGCACCAGCCGCCCGGGUGGCAGCGGCAGCAGGGCGGCGACGGCCCCGGCCCCGGCCCCGGCGGCAGCAGCAGCUCCUUCCAGACGGGCGUCGAGAGCGUCGACCUCGACGACCUCGGGUUCGACGAGGAAGACUCGGUGUGGUACCGCGGCUGCCGGUGCGGCAACGACCGGGGCUUCGCCCUCGGCGAGCCGGACCUCGAGUCGGCCGCCGAGGACGGCGAGCUGCUCGUCGGCUGCCUGGACUGCAGCCUGUGGCUCCGGGUGCACUUUGCCGUCGUCGAGGAGACUGCAGCAGGCGGCUCCCAAAAAGAGUCUUUCCCGGCGGUGGUCCUUUCAGGACUGAAAGCCGCCCACAUGAAGGGUGCUGCAGAAUGGUUGAGUAGCUACGAAGACUGGACUAGUACCGCGGUCGCAAGGACAACACGGCGCACAGCGGAUGCCAACAUCACUGCCGUCCCAUUCUGCUUUAUGCAGCCUGUCCGCCAGAGAAGUCCGGCAUGUACAUAUCAGCGCGAGCAAGUUACAGCUUGGGACGCUUUAUCUACUACGGCAUGCCGUACCGUCCCCAGCUCUAUGGUCACCUUGAGAAACACCUUCAUGACAUGA